This is a messenger RNA of Menidia menidia (Atlantic silverside), 2404 nucleotides long. The record is from the annotation of a GenBank genome assembly. NCBI's taxonomy places the organism in Eukaryota, Metazoa, Chordata, Actinopteri, Atheriniformes, Atherinopsidae.
CCGACGCCACUUUUUCCUGAAGUUAUGGCGGAGCACAACUUUUUGAACUUCUCUUGGUGAGCAUGUACAGGCUUCCGCUCCUAGCGCUUACUACUCUUUGAAUGCCGUCAGAAAAUAAUAUGUUUGACUGUUUAAACUUUGCUCCAGAGGGCACGUGGGGAAGAAAUUCACCGUUUGAACAAAUUAAAUUUGAACAGGCAGUGAAGAGAGCCAUGAAGUUAGACGUUAUAGUUCGCCUCUGAGGGCCUUCAGGGAAUUUCACUGUUUCAUGGAAGUACGAGGCCUGACUAAAAGCACACACCAUUGGUAGCGCUUGGUUUUACUCAUGGAGCACCUUCAGGGUUUGCGGAAGACUCUGAGCAACGGCUUUGGAAUGAAGGAUUCUGCGUUCGAGGUCCCCUGCCUCUCCCCCACCAUGGUCCAGGGCUUCCCCUGCCAGCGGCGCUCGUCAGACGACAGCAAGAUGCCCGACUCCAAGGCGAGCAGCACGAUCCGCGUCUACCUCCCAAACCAGCAGCGCACGGUGGUAAAUGUUCGACAAGGCAUGACACUGUACAGCUGUCUGAUUAAAGCGUUGAAGGUUCGAGGCCUGCAGCCUCAGUGCUGCGCUGUCUUCAAGCUGCAUCCCGGACAAAGGAGUAGAAAAUUACGGAUGGAUUGGAAUACUGACUCCACCUCACUUAUCGGGGAAGAGUUACUGGUGGAAGUUUUAGAUCACGUUCCUUUGACGACUCAUAAUUUUGUCCGGAAAACAUACCUGAAGCUAGCGUUCUGUGACAUUUGCCAGAAAUUUCUUUUGAACGGAUUCCGAUGCCAAACGUGUGGCUACAAAUUCCAUGAGCAUUGCAGUACCAAAGUCCCCACAAUGUGUGUGGACUGGAGCAACAUUAGACAACUCCUGUUGUUUCCGACACCUGGUGAGAGCGGUGCCCCGUCCCUGCCACCGGCCACAUCCAGACGUAUGAGAGAGUCCUUAACACGGUUUCCAAGCUCAGCCCACCGGUAUUCCACCCCUCAUGCCUUCAACUACGCCACGUCCUAUGCACCCACCGGCGGCCUCUCCCAAAGGCAGCGCUCCACUUCGACACCCAACGUCCACAUGGUUAGCACCACCCUGCCUGUAGACAGCAGCAUGAUCGAGCUAGACUGCCUGAAUACCUCCCCCAGCUCCUGGUGCCAUAGAUUCUGGCUGAAGAGGAAAGUAGGUAUUGUGCACUUCUCCCAGUCUUUUGCUGAGGCCUCGUCUCAGAGUCCAGAAAAGGAUGCAAUGCGCGAUCACGACUCUGCGGGGAGUUCCCCCAAUCAGAGCCCCACAGGCUGGUCCCAGUCUCAGUCCAAAGCCCCCGCACCUGCUCAGAGAGAGAGGGUGCCAUCCUUCAACACUCAGGAGAAAAAUAAAAUUAGACCUCGGGACAAGCGGGACUCGAGUUACUACUGGGAGAUCGAGGCCAGUGAGGUUUACCUGCAGUCCCGCAUUGGCUCAGGCUCCUUUGGAACAGUAUACAAAGGAAAGUGGCAUGGUGAUGUAGCAGUGAAGAUUUUAAAGGUAAUUGACCCCACACCAGAGCAGUUCCAGGCAUUCAGAAACGAAGUGGCAGUCCUGAGGAAAACACGACAUGUCAACAUUCUGUUGUUCAUGGGCUACAUGACGAGGGACGCCCUGGCCAUCGUUACCCAGUGGUGCGAGGGCAGCAGCCUGUACAAACACAUUCACGUCCUGGAGACAAAUUACAAGAUUAUCCAGCUCAUAGAUAUUGCCAGACAGACAGCUCAGGGCAUGGAUUAUCUGCAUGCAAAAAACAUCAUUCAUCGUGACAUGAAGUCCAACAACAUCUUCUUACACGAAGGGCUAACGGUGAAAAUUGGGGACUUCGGUCUCGCCACAGUGAAGGCCAGGUGGAGUGGCUCUCAUCAGGUGGAGCAGCCUUCUGGAUCCAUCCUUUGGAUGGCUCCUGAGGUUAUCCGAAUGGAGGACAACAAUCCCUACAGCUUCCAGUCGGAUGUCUAUUCCUAUGGAAUUGUUCUCUUUGAGCUCCUGACGGGAGAGCUCCCAUACUCCCAGAUAGCAAACAGAGAUCAGAUUAUUUUCAUGGUGGGCAGAGGCUAUUUGUCCCCAGAUCUCAGUAAGCUCUACAAAAACUGCCCCAAAGCCAUGAAAAGGUUGGUGGCUGACUGCAUCAAAAAGUCCAAGGACGAAAGGCCACUCUUCCCUCAGAUUCUGUCCUCCAUCGAGCUCCUCCAACACGCUCUCCCUAAGAUAAACCGCAGUGCCUCAGAACCGUCCCUGCACAGAGCUGCCCACACCGAGGACAUCAACGCCUGUACUCUGACCUCCACCAGACUGCCUAGGGGAGAGAGAAGGGCACAGCUUAUCUGCCUUAAGUGGAAACAAAGCCUGGACUAA